UUCGUUUUGAGGUUAUGUUUUGCUUUGUUCACUUGCUGGAUUUUGUUCAAUAUUUUGAUUUUUGAUAAUUCUAUCAUACCGUUCCCAAUAAUUUUUGGGUUUUUAAUCUCUAAAUAUUUCGGAGAUUGAGCUGUGAAGUUCUUUUCUUUAACUAUAAACAUUCAGUACUAUGGUUAUAAUGGAUAGUGUUGAAGGAAUUGGUAAUUUAGAAGAACAAGCCCUCAAAAGAAAAGAAAGACUCAAGAACUUAAAGAGAAAAAAUCCUGGUGGUGACAAUAUAGAGCCUACAUCUGAGGUGGUACCAUUACCGAAACCUAAAUUCAGGAGUUAUAAACCUCAGGAUGAAACACUGCAAGAGGCCAAGUUAGACGACGCCCUGCCUGCUGUUGUGGAAGAAGAAGUCAAAGAUUUACUGGAAGCUGGUAAAGAAAAAGUUGUCUUACAAGAUCUGGAUAUAUCUAGUUUAGCACCUAGAAAACCAGACUGGGAUCUUAAAAGAGAUGUAGCGAAAAAAUUGGAGAAACUAGAAAGGCGGACACAAAAAGCGAUUGCUGAGCUUAUCUGGGAGCGGUUGAAAGAAGGGUCAGAGGAUAACCUUGGGGCAGUGGUCACCAUGGCUGACAACAGACAACUUGAAGAAGACUGAUAUAUUGUCCAGCCAUAUGACGACCUCGGAACAAGGCGGAGUGGUGAGGGAGCCUCUGUAGGUGAAGUAGCGGCGAAGGUCGUAAGGAAGGAUGUUGAGGAAAGAGAAGGGGUGCUGCAUGACGACGCUAGUGUGGGGCUCCGUC
Molecule: messenger RNA, 791 nt
Organism: Amyelois transitella
Lineage: Eukaryota; Metazoa; Arthropoda; Insecta; Lepidoptera; Pyralidae
Product: coiled-coil domain-containing protein 12
Exons: 4
Coding region: 170-646 (158 amino acids)
Cellular component (GO): post-mRNA release spliceosomal complex; U2-type spliceosomal complex
Source: RefSeq, a predicted model, not a curated record